Messenger RNA from Cyprinus carpio (common carp), 3567 nucleotides. RefSeq names its product 1,4-alpha-glucan-branching enzyme-like. The coding region runs from base 186 to 2255 and encodes 689 amino acids. Gene Ontology annotation, biological process: glycogen biosynthetic process. The record is from RefSeq and is a predicted model, not a curated record. Gene Ontology annotation, molecular function: cation binding; 1,4-alpha-glucan branching enzyme activity; hydrolase activity, hydrolyzing O-glycosyl compounds. Gene Ontology annotation, cellular component: cytoplasm. The transcript has 16 exons. NCBI's taxonomy places the organism in Eukaryota, Metazoa, Chordata, Actinopteri, Cypriniformes, Cyprinidae.
AUUUAAGAAAAGGGAGUGAAAAGUGAGCUCAGAAAGCCACAUCCUCUUGUUUUCGUAUGGACAGGGGCAGGGUAAAACAGCACGACCCUGACAAAUGACAGCGCGACACAAACCGCUGCGCAUUGCUCCACAGUGACAGUUUAAUCGAGAGAGUCGGUGCUCGAUUGUUCUGGUCUGACGCGAAGAUGGCAGAAGCUGAGUAUAGUGUUUCAGUUCCUCGCUUGAACUCCCUUCUAGAGUUGGAUCCUUACCUCAAACCCUUUGAAAAGGACUUCCAGAGGAGGUAUGGGCUGUUUGAGAAGCAGCUCACACUCCUUGAGGAGGCCGAAGGAGGCUUUGAUCAGUUCACACGCAGCUAUAAGAGUUACGGAGUACAUCGGAUGCCAGACAACAGCCUCGUCUUUAAGGAGUGGGCCCCGGCCGCCGAGGCUCUCUUCCUCACUGGAGACUUCAAUGGCUGGGAUAAUUUUUCACAUCCAUACGCUAAAAAGGACUUCGGAAAAUGGGAGCUGCACAUACCCCCAAAAGAGGACAAGACACCUGCUGUCGCUCAUAACUCCAAGCUGAAGGUGGUUGUUCACACCAGAAUGGGUGAGCGGCUGUACCGAAUCUCACCUUGGGCAAAAUAUGUGACCAGGCAUGAGAAGUCCGUCAUCUAUGAUUGGGUACAUUGGGACCCUCCUCAACCUUACAUCCACAAGCACCCUCGUCCACAAAAGCCCAGGAGCUUACGGAUAUACGAGUCCCACGUUGGCAUUGCUUCUCCAGAGGGCAAAGUGGCAUCCUACAGCAACUUUACACACAACGUGCUGCCUAGGAUCAAAGAUCUUGGUUAUAACUGUAUUCAGCUGAUGGCCAUCAUGGAGCAUGCAUACUAUGCUAGCUUUGGUUACCAGGUCACCAGUUUCUUCGCAGCAUCAAGUCGUUACGGCACCCCAGAGGAACUCAAGGAGCUGAUUGACGUGGCUCACUCUCUGGGUAUCAUCGUCCUGCUCGAUGUGGUGCACAGCCACGCAUCCAAAAACACAGAGGACGGGCUGAACAGCUUUGACGGCUCAGACUCCUGUUUCUUCCACAGCGGGCCCCGUGGAGAACACAGCCUCUGGGACAGCAGACUCUUCAACUACUCUGGCUGGGAGGUGUUGCGAUUUCUCCUGUCAAACCUGCGCUGGUGGAUGGAGGAGUACAGAUUUGAUGGAUUCAGGUUUGAUGGAGUGACGUCUAUGCUCUACCAUCAUCACGGGAUCGGAUCAGGAUUUUCCGGGGAUUAUGCUGAAUACUUCGGACUCCAUGUAGAUGAGGACUCUAUUGUCUACCUCAUGUUGGCAAACCAUAUUUUGCACACCCUCUAUCAGGACUGCAUCACUAUUGCAGAGGAUGUGUCCGGUAUGCCCACCCUUUGCCGUCCAGUCCAAGAAGGAGGUCUGGGUUUCGACUUUCGCCUGGCCAUGGCUAUUCCCGACAAAUGGAUUCAAAUCCUUAAGGAGUUCAAGGAUGAAGACUGGAACAUGGGAAACAUCGUGCACACAAUGUCCAACAGGCGAUACGGCGAGAAAUGCAUCGCUUACGCCGAAAGCCACGACCAGGCCCUGGUGGGAGACAAAACACUGGCCUUCUGGCUGAUGGACAAGGAUAUGUACACCAACAUGAGCGCUUUGAUUCCCAUGAACUCCGUUAUUGAUCGGGGCAUCCAGCUCCACAAGAUGAUCCGACUGCUUACCCACGGCCUGGGAGGAGAAGGCUACCUAAACUUCAUGGGCAAUGAAUUUGGCCAUCCGGAAUGGCUGGAUUUUCCCAGAGUCGGCAACAAUGAGAGUUAUCAUUACGCCCGCCGGCAGUUCAACCUUGUGGACAUGGAUCACCUGCGUUACCGGCAGCUGUACGCUUUCGACCGAGACAUGAACCGCACGGAGGACAAGUACGGCUGGCUGGCUGCUCCCCCGGCUUACAUCAGCGCCAAACACGAGGGAGACAAGGUGAUCGUCUUCGAGAGGGCUAACGUCAUCUUCAUCUUCAACUUCCACCCAACCAACAGCUACAGCAACUACAGAGUAGCAGUGGGGCCGCCGGGGAAAUAUAAGAUCAAACUGGACUCAGAUGAAAUCCACUAUGGAGGUCAUGGCAGACUGGACCACAACACAGAAUUCUUCACCGAACCAAUGGAAUUCAGCAAUCUGCCCAACUCUAUGUUGGUUUACAUUCCCUGCAGAACCGCUAUUGUUCUGGCCAACGAGGAAAUCGAUUACUGCUACUGAAACACAAUCAGCGAUUCACCGCGAGAUGGAAACCCAGCACACUUCUGUGACUCAACCUACCUCCAUUCACAGCGUGUUUGCCAUCAUCCUUUAGAAGGCCCACAUUUUCCAGAGAAUUGAGUACAAGAUGUUAUGAAUACCUUCUGUCCCAUUCCUGUUCAAGUCAUUUUUUUCUGUCAUUGUUCACAGGUUAUUGAUUAUCAAGAAUUAGUUUCUCAGUAUCCUACUGCCCAACUGAGCUAAAGUCUAUUUGUCAAACCCUGUUAUGUUAAAGUUCAAAACUUCAUGCAAAUGGUUAGAUCUUAAUUACUACUGAAAUUGCUAUUCAACAAGUGAAUAAUGUUGAAGUAAAUAAUUACAUGGAUUGUGGUCAGUAUUAUAAGCAAUAUUAGUCAGCACUGUAUUUAUAAUACUGUAAUUGUGAAAGGUAAAUAUAAUUACUUUACAUAAGUUUGAUUUGUCUGCUGUUUAAUUUGACACAAGCACUUUUGACAUUCUGUGUGAGUGAUUUAAGUUCUGUAUAAAUAUGUAUGUGCACCAAGUAUUCAUCCAAAUUAAAAAAAAAAAUAAUAAUAAUAAUAAAUAGUUUGAGAUCGACAUAUUGAUUACAUGUCAUUUCAGUGCUGAGCUCUUGAAUUAUAUUGUUUUUUAAUACAUGAAUUCUGUAUAGUCAUUAAAUCAAAGUUAUAUUUUUUCUGACAGACUUUUUUUCAGUUAAUAAUAUAGCUUGAGAUAAUAUAGAUUGUGCUAAUAAUAAAAUAUUAAUACAUUUUCAGACAGUUGUGUGUUGUGUCCACGCCCCAGCAUGCAUGUAAACAUCUUUUAUAAUACAUUUUAUAUAUAUUUUUCUCUUCAAUGACAACAGCGUUUUGUAGCCCUGAUCGAGAUCCAGAAGUAAGUCUAUGUGUGAAAAUCUGUGAAAAUUAUUAUUAUACUUAUGGCUGCUCGCCUCAAGGUGUCAUUGGACAUCAUCUUGUUUUGUGGUUCUGAAUCAAAGAAAUCUAAAUUUGCCCUCAAUGAAUUUGAUGCUCUCAUAGAUGUACAGUAAUCUGUCAUACUGAGAAACCAAUUUCCAAAAAGCAUCUUGAAUGAAAGUUCAUCAUCACUGCUUAUUUUUGUUAUUAUGAAAAUAUAGCAGCUAACGAGAAGGUUUUAUUCAUGAAAAAAAAAAAUUUGCAUUGCAAAAGAAAUCCAAUUCAAAAGUUUGGAAGGUCCUUGUGAUGGUCAACAAAUAUUUGUGUGCAAUGUUAAACACUGUGCCAUUUGUGGGUGAAAGCCAUGCUAUACUAAAAUAAAGCACUGCUGAAAGAAA